AUGCAGUCUCAACGCAAGGCUCUACUGCUUUCUUCGUCUAACUGCCACGGAUAUUCUUUAUUGGAAUUCGCUAAAGAAGAAAUCUGCAAGUUUUUGGGUUCUAAUGAUGUCAAAGAGUUAAUAUUUGUACCAUAUGCACAAAAUGAUUUUGAUGGCUAUACCAAAAAAAUAAGUGAUGUUAUUAAUCCUUGGGGGUUUCCUGUUAGAGGAUUACACACAUUUAGCAACCCCAUUGAUGCCAUUAACUCUGCCAAAGCUAUUUUCAUUGGAGGCGGUAAUACAUUUCUCCUGUUAAGUCGAUUAUAUGAAAAAAAAUUGGUGGAACUCAUUAAAGAUAGAGUGACCAGUGGUAAUUUACUUUAUAUCGGAAGCAGUGCUGGUACAAAUGUUGCAACAAAAAGUAUACAUACUACUAAUGAUAUGCCAAUUAUUUAUCCUCCAAGCUUUGAUGCCAUUGCCAUUGUGCCCUUUAAUAUAAAUCCUCAUUAUAUUGACUAUGUUGAAAAUUCAACCCAUAAGGGUGAAACUAGAGAUCAAAGACUAGCUGAAUACAUGGAAAUGGCUCAUGCUAAUCAAGUGUUGGGUUUAAGGGAAGGCUCAAUUUUGCAUGUCAAUGGUAAUUCACUUAUUUUGAAAGGAAUAGCAGGUGCUGUUGUUUUUAAAAGGAAUAAAGACAAAACAGAAUAUAAAGUUGGUGCAGAUGUAUCAUUUUUAUUGGAAGGUAAUUAA
Messenger RNA from Pieris macdunnoughi, 729 nucleotides. Lineage: Eukaryota; Metazoa; Arthropoda; Insecta; Lepidoptera; Pieridae. The record is from the annotation of a GenBank genome assembly.